GAAAGGGGGAAACAUGUGUUUGCGGUAUUCUUACAUUCACGAUUAUUUACACAUCGUCGCAUUCCUGUGCUGACGAGAAUUGGAAUGAUGAGAAGCCCGAAUGCGUGUAACACUUGACUGCGAUAAUCAGAAGUUGAGGCUGGCAUACUUAUAAAAAAAGCGAGAGUUAACCUUCCUCAAAGACACCUUAGUUUCGCUGGACACCUUAAAGGACUAAAGGUUGUAUCAUCUCCGUACCAGUCUCAGUCUCCGUUAUCGUUAACGUUUCCGACUUUACAAAAUGCCGGGAGUUGUCUUCCUAAUCGUUGUGCCGACAGCGAAUUUUGAACGGGAGUUGAUCUACGGCACAUCGAACAAUGCCAUAAGUGAGACAGAAGCUACGCACGAAGCUGGUGGUCAUGGAGUUAAAGCUAAGUCUGCAAUGGGCGGCGGCAAUAAUAAUCUGAACAUCAAUCUUCCGGAAAAUAACAACGCAAUACUACGACUUGAAGUUGAAUUACGUGACAAGAAUGUGCCCAAGUAUCGACGCGGCGUGGGCGGAGGUCCUGGCCGUGGUGCUGGACAAGGACGCGGUGCAGCAGCAGCGCCAGCUGCCGCUGCCAAGAGAGCAAUACCAGGAGCAGGCCAAGGAGCUGGAGCAGGUGGUGGAGGUGCUGGAGCGGCUGCCACGUUGGCUGUGCCACUGGACCGUCGUAAUUUAGUGGUGCCGCUUGAAAAGGUACUUGAGGAGUUGCUUGUCAAGCUUGAAAUUGAGCACGUUACUUGGACAACAAGCAAAAAAGGAUAUUUUCAUCACGUCGUUUUCCCGCUGCAAGCCGGCGAUGCCUGCGAGACAACACUGCACUGUCUCACGGAGCUGGGCAUUGGCACUAAAUUGAAUUCCAGUGUCAGCGUUCUACCCUGCAGUGUCAGCUAUGAUGCCAUCACCGAUGCGUCCAACAUGCGAGAUGAUUACAGCGAUGAUGGCGAGGAAGCGUCCAGGUGGAACAGUUUUGUGGAAUCAAUUAAAUCGAAAUUGACCGUUAAGCAAGUUGUGGACGGUGUGCGAGCUGGCGGUUCCCUGUCCUUUGACUAUCUGCUGCUAAUUGUUACCGCCGACUCUCUGGCAGCCCUGGGUUUGGUCGAGAAUAAUGCACCGAAUAUUGUUGCGGCCAUGUUAGUUUCACCGCUUAUGGGUCCCGUUAUGUCGAUUACAUUUGGCGCAAUUAUCUCGGACAGAGAGCUAAUGCGCGUUGGCUUUUUGUGCCUCGGACUGGGCAUGUUGAUCUCCUGCAUAUUUGGCUUCUGCUUUGGUUUAAUUCUUGGCACCACAGAAAUGCCUUGGGGACAGAAUGCGGAUUGGCCAACUGAGGAGAUGCGUGGAAGGGGCAAUGUGCGUUCCUUGUGGAUGGGUGUGCUCUGGGCUCUAACAUCUGGCACUGGCGUUGCCGUGGCGUUGCUCCAGGGCUCGGCUGGUCCAUUGAUUGGCGUUGCCAUAUCAGCAUCUCUGCUGCCGCCAGUCGUUAACUGUGGUUUAUUUUGGUCACAGGCAUGCAUAUGGCUCAUCUAUCCGGAGAAGCGAAUACCGCAUUUGAAGAACGAGGCAAUGAACUCAACGAGCGCCUAUCCCUUCAUCUAUACGGACUAUUUGCCAACGGAAUUCCUGAUCAAUGGCAUUGUCUCUGGCUGUCUGACGAUUGUCAAUGUUAUUUGCAUAUUUAUAACUGCGAUUAUUGUCCUGAAAAUCAAGGAAGUCUCGGCACCUUACACGGCCAGUCCAGACUUAAAGCGGUUCUGGGAAACCGAUCUUCGGACUGUUCGGAAGACCAACCGUUCCACAAUCCGGCGACAGGGCACUUUCCGAGGAGUUGGAGGCGCUGACAAGCUUAUGAGUGGAGGAAACUAUCAGGGCCUCGACGAGACACGUAAUGCCAAAAUGGAUACAGCCUUGGAGAGGGCUUUGGCACAAGCCGAAAGCGACGUUACCUUCAAAAAGGUCAAGCGAAUGAGCUACUCAAGCAACGCAGCUGGUGAGCUAACAGAACGUCUUGCCAAGAUUGCCGGGCUCAACAAGCGUCAUGGGGAUGAUCCAUUGCACACAAAUUCGAGCAGUUUGGCGGGCAGUCGCAUGAACUCCAUACCGAACUCCCAACUGAAUGUGGAUUUAAAGGCAUUGGAUAAAAUCGUGAGCAGCCUGUUGGAACAACAUGCGGCAAGUGCCGGCGGCGGUAGCAGCAAAGCAGCCGCUAAUUUAGAGGCCGGAAGCCGCACGCCGCCCGUGCAACGCAAACCGUCAAAGAAACUCAAUCGCUGGCGUCCAUUGUCACGCUCCGUGCACAGCUUUAAUCGUGGCGAUGGGCGUGAUUAUGCGGGCGGUAACUUUACCCAGUUGCAAGAGCGCAGUGAGAUGCAGGCAGCACUGUCAGCAACUCAACACUCACCGAAUAUGCCGACAAUUAUGGAGAGCAUCGCUGGCAGCCCGACACCCAACAAUGCCCAGCAAUUGGCACACAAUCCAUGGACGGCCUCCCUGGAACGUACCCCGGGUGCGGUGAGGAAUAUGCUGCACAAUAUCGGUCAGGCUGCCACAGUGCCGCUGGCUAGCACAGGUACCGUGCAGGAGGAUCAGCUCAAUCUGACACAGAACUAUGUGGGCUAAUUGAGCACAAAACAAUAUAUUGCGUAUACGUAUUUGCUUAUGAGAAAUGUUAAUAAAAAGUUCAACAGUUUG
Molecule: messenger RNA, 2710 nt
Organism: Drosophila innubila
Lineage: Eukaryota; Metazoa; Arthropoda; Insecta; Diptera; Drosophilidae
Exons: 13
Coding region: 281-2638 (785 amino acids)
Source: RefSeq, a predicted model, not a curated record